Messenger RNA from Drosophila rhopaloa, 1237 nucleotides. RefSeq names its product vacuolar protein sorting-associated protein 72 homolog (gene YL-1). NCBI's taxonomy places the organism in Eukaryota, Metazoa, Arthropoda, Insecta, Diptera, Drosophilidae. Bases 105 to 1160 code for a protein of 351 amino acids. Gene Ontology annotation, cellular component: nucleus. Gene Ontology annotation, molecular function: ATP-dependent H2AZ histone chaperone activity. The transcript is spliced from 4 exons. Gene Ontology annotation, biological process: regulation of DNA-templated transcription; chromatin remodeling. The record is from RefSeq and is a predicted model, not a curated record.
UCGGUCACAUUGUAUGGCUUGUUUACAUUUAUUACAUUUUUCUGAAAAACGCUUAGUUGAUAAAUACUGCAUUUAAAAAGGUUUCCGAUUAAAAUUAAGAAAUAAUGGCUGCCUCACGCUCCCGGCGUAACAAUGCCGGUAACAAAAUAGCCCAUUUACUGAAUGAAGAGGAAGAAGACGACUUUUACAAAACGUCCUAUGGCGGAUUUCAGGACGAAGAAGAGGACCACGAAUAUGAACAAAAGGACGAAGAGGAGGAUGUUGUGGACUCGGACUUCAGUAUCGACGAGCAGGAUGAACUGGUUUCGGAUCAGGAAGACGCGCCCGACAAGAAGCGAAAACGCGGAGGCGUCAACACAAAGGCUUACAAGGAAACUAAGCCGGCCGCCAAGAAGGAAACAAAGGCCGUACCCGCCUUGCACAAAAAACGAGCUGGAGGUGGAGUGGUCAAGCGGCGUGUACGACCCCGAUUCACGGUCCUUGACUCUGGACGCAAAUCCAUACGUACUUCCACGGCAAUCAAGACACAGGCUACAAAAAUUCGACUAAAGGAGUUGGACGAUGCCCGCAAGCGCAAGAAGAAGAAGGUUCGUGUGGAGGACUAUAUGCCCACACAGGAGGAGCUGCUGGAGGAGGCCAAAAUAACCGAAGAGGAGAACAUUAAAUCUCUAGAAAAGUUUCAGAAAAUGGAGCUGGAGAAGAAGAAAUCGCGUCCCACCAAGCGCACGUUUACCGGUCCCACGAUUCGAUACCAUUCAUUGACGAUGCCCGCCAUGCGAAAGCCCACUCGCGGAUCCAAUCAUCCCGUCGAUUCAAAAGAUUCCGCCGGAAAGUGUGAGCGUACAUUCGUCACCGUCGAGAACGACUUCAACGACAAGGUGUUCCAGAACAUCUUCCGUCACAAGCCGGCGCCUAAAGUCAGUAAUGGCAUCUGUCCGAUCACCAGACUGCCAGCCCGCUACUUCGACCCGGUCACCCAGCAGCCGUACUACAGCAUCCAGGCCUUCAAAAUUCUGCGCGAGGCCUACUACAUGCAGCUGGAGCAGCAGGGUGGCAGCAGUGAGCAGCCCGAGCUGGCCAAGUGGCUGGAAUGGCGCAAGCUGGUCAAGGAGAAUCGCAUCAAGGCUUCAGCAGCUGUCAGCAAAAACGGGGAAAACUAAAACGGAUAGCUAUUCAAUAGUUUGUUAAGUAUAUAUAUAUAUAUCGAAUAAAAAAUAGGCACACAAAAAAAAACAGA